Molecule: messenger RNA, 1090 nt
Organism: Acinonyx jubatus (cheetah)
Lineage: Eukaryota; Metazoa; Chordata; Mammalia; Carnivora; Felidae
Product: transport and Golgi organization protein 1 homolog
Exons: 7
Source: RefSeq, a predicted model, not a curated record
AUGCAAAUGUUGAAUUCGAGGAUGUAGAGCUAAGAGACUUGAGGUCCAAUAACUAUCAACUAGAAGGUAUAUUUUCUGUUGGGGAGAAAUCCCCAUAUGAUGGCAAUGACUUGGCAUUGGUAAGGGAAAGAAUACUUUCAUGCCUUCACGAUUCUUGCCCUUUUUCUGUCUCACCAAAAUCAAGACUCAGGUCAUGUGCACGUUUAUCAAGAAAACACCUUUUUUUUUUUCCAGAAAAUAAAAAGGCCCUGGAAGACAAGUGUAAUGCAUUGAGGUCUGUGAAAAACACAAAGGAAACAAAAGUCAAACAGCUGAAGGAGAAAGCACAUAACCUGGAAGAAUUCUAUGAACAAAGAAAAGUUCCUACAAAAAAAGAAGCUGAAAAUGACACUGUGAACUGGCAGCAAAGAAGAAUCAGCUGGCAGCUGCAGAUCGCAGUUCAUGAGAAGAAUGCUCAGGACAACGAGAUCAAGACUCAGAUCUGGGACAGAGAGAUGGUGGAGCAGGGCAGGGAUGUCGCUUACUUGAAAUACAGACUGGACAGGAUGGAAGCAAAGAGGCUGCCUGAGGGAUACACGAGACAGAAACCAAUGGCUGCAAGACCAGAGAUGCAGAACCUUCCAAGGAGAGGGCAGUCUGGAUCCUGGAGACCUCCUCCAUUAACUGGACGAUUCUGCAUGCCCUACCCUAGAAACGCCCCACCCCCAUGGACUAUUAGGCACAUCCACCUCCUGAACCUUGGUGGCCCUGGGGCCACCCAAAACCCCUCCACCUGCAACACUUGGCGUCUCUUGUGGAGAAGGAAUGGGGCCGUAUGCAGAAAAGCAGACAUAGCGCUUCAGCAGAAAUGCCCUGUACACAGUCCACGUGCUGGGAUCUGUGAGGCAUGAGGCACAACGUAACGUAUGUCCAUCUAGUUGUGCCCACAGCCAUCCAUAGUUGUUCGAUGAGUGAUGAAUACAUCUGAGUCAGGGCUUUUAGGAGUCUUCUUCAAGUUAUAAGGGAUGGUUCUUCAAGUUAUUCUUGGGGAUCACCUGAGGCAUGUGGGACACCCUGUGCAUGUGGUUUGGGAUCUGACUGGGGCAAAGAG